Messenger RNA from Beta vulgaris subsp. vulgaris (sugar beet), 1496 nucleotides. Its product is annotated as flavonol synthase/flavanone 3-hydroxylase. The record is from RefSeq and is a predicted model, not a curated record. The transcript has 3 exons. Lineage: Eukaryota; Viridiplantae; Streptophyta; Magnoliopsida; Caryophyllales; Amaranthaceae. Bases 179 to 1255 code for a protein of 358 amino acids.
AAGUGGAACUUGAAGUAGACUGCGAAAGUGUUGUAGUAAUCACAAGUGCAAAGUCUUGUUAUUAUUCAAUUUUAUUUUUUUGGUCAUCUGACAUACUCUCCAAUUACUUUGACUGAAUUCUCUAUAUAAUGUACGUGAAACCACACACAACUAAGUCACUACAAAUCUUUCAAUUUCUAUGAACUUGACCAAUCAUCAAUAUUUUUUUCAAAAACAAAAAAGAAGUGAAGUUAUGGAGGUAGGAAGAGUGCAAUCUAUAGCAAAUAAAACAGCAUCCAAGGACACCAUCCCCUUGGAUUUCAUAUGGCCGGAGAAUGUCCAGCCUGCGAUCACAACCGUUCAUGGGGCCGACAUUGAAAUCCCUUUGAUCGAGCUCGACGACGACGAUGAGGAGAGGUUGAUCAAACUGAUUGCGAAAGCAAGCAGUGAGGUUGGUUUAUUCCAAAUAGUAAACCAUGGAAUACCAAGUGACGUUAUUGAGAGAUUUCAGAAAGUUGGGAAGGAAUUCUUUGAGUUAUCACAAGAAGAGAAAGAAAGAUAUGGUAAGUUUCCUGGGUCAGUAGAAGGAUAUGGGAGUAGCCUUCAAAAGGAAGAUGACGGUAAAAAAGGGAUGAAGAAGGGUUGGGUUGAUCAUAUAUUUCAUAGGGUUUGGCCUCCAUCUGCCAUUAACCUCAGAUUUUGGCCAACAAUUUUGACGUCAUAUCGGGAGGUAAAUGAAGAGUAUGCCAAAUAUUUGAGAAGAGUAGGAGACAAGCUCUUCACAUAUCUCUCACUAGGCCUAGGACUUGAAGGGCAUGAGCUAAAGGAAGGUGCAGGAGGUGAUGAUAUAGAGUACUUGUUGAAGAUCAAUUACUAUCCACCCUGUCCCCGCCCUGACUUAGCCCUCGGCGUCCCGGCUCACUCCGACAUGAGCGCCAUUACGUUGCUGGUACCCAAUGACGUACCAGGCCUUCAAAUUUGCAAAGAUGAUCGUUGGUAUAACGUCAAUUAUGUUCCUAACGCUAUAGUUAUCCACAUUGGUGACCAAAUUGAGAUCAUGAGCAAUGGAAAAUACAAGGCAGUGAUGCACAGAACAACUGUGAGCAAGGACAAAACAAGAUUUUCUUGGCCAGUAUUCUUGGAGCCGCCUUUGGAGCAAAUUGUUGGGCCGAUUUCUAAGCUCAUCAAUAAAGAAAAUCCGGCCCGAUUUACGAGUCAGAAGUAUCGUGAUUAUAGCUCUUACAAGUAUAAUAAGAUUUCCCAGCAAAAAAUUUAAGUUAUGUAGCUAUGCAACUUAAUCUUUGUAUCUUUGUUAAAGUUUUAUAUUGUACUCUUACUCUUUUAGAAAGAGUGUUUACUUUCUCGUUAAAAAUACAAGAACAAGUGUUAUUUUUUUCCAAUAAAACAAGAAUAAGUGUUACUUCAGAAUAACGGUUUCCUAAUAGUUUGUAGAAUAUUAUUAAUUCUGUUUGAAAAUAUAUGCUACACUACAUGUGUAGACUCGCUGAUGUGUCCCA